AAAUAGAAUGAAGCCAAAACAUUCCGACUGGCAGCCAUUAGACCUUGUUGACAAGGAAGCGAUUCAGCCAUUACGAUCAUAUAACAGUCGUGUAGCAUCGGGUGACAAUCGUUAUUACACACUGGACACAGAAGAACACGAUUUUUAUGACCGAGAACUUGAUAAUGAUAAUGCUGAUGAUGAUGAUAAUAUAGAAUUUUUAGGAAAAGAUCCAAUAGAACAAAAGGAAAGUUCGAGACAUCGUCGACAGAAUGACAAGUUGAAGAUUCUACUAGUGUUUGGUGUAAUACUGCUCACUUGCCUAGUGACUGUGAUCAUCUUUCAACAUUUUAGAACAAAGAGUAUAGACAAG
This is a messenger RNA of Ruditapes philippinarum (Manila clam), 352 nucleotides long. RefSeq lists its product as uncharacterized. The transcript is spliced from 2 exons. Lineage: Eukaryota; Metazoa; Mollusca; Bivalvia; Venerida; Veneridae. The record is from RefSeq and is a predicted model, not a curated record. The annotation marks the transcript as partial.